AUGAAGAAUAACUCAGAAACCUCUUAUAAUUACAAAAAAAUUUUUUUCCAGGCAAGUGAAUAUAGCCGUAUUAAUAAAAUGCCUCGUGUUUAUAUUGCUGCAAAUUCUGGUGCAAGAAUUGGAUUUGCUUCAGAUAUAAAAAAUCAUUUAAAUAUUGUAUGGAAUGAUGAUGAUAGACCUGAAGAUGGAUUUAAAUAUUUAACUUUGGACCCUAAAGUUGAAAAUUCUGAAAUUCUUUCACAGAUUGAGUCAACUCUAUUAAACAACGGUAACAGACGUAUUGACGCAAUUAUUGGAAAAGAGGGAGAUAUUGGUGUUGAAAACUUGGUCGGUUCCGGUUUAAUUGCAGCGGAAACAAGUGCUGCAUAUCGCAAAGUUCCAACUUAUUGCUUGGUUUCUGGACGUGCUGUUGGUAUUGGAGCUUAUGUUGCUCGUCUUUCUCAUCGAAUCUGUCAAGUCGAAAAUUCUCAUAUAAUUCUUACUGGUGCAGCUGCAUUAAAUUCUGUUUUGGGUAGAGAAGUGUAUACAUCAAAUAAUCAACUUGGUGGACCACAGAUAAUGUACCAUAACGGUGUAACACAUUCUGUCGCUCAUGAUGAUAUGGAUGGAAUAAAAAAGAUUCUUCAUUGGAUAACUUAUCUUCCUCCUCCUCCCUCAACAACAAUGUUAUUACCUUCUCCAACAACACAACAACCAACAUUACCCCCUCUUACAAUGUUAAAAGACGACAAAGCAAGAAUGGUUCAUACCCAACCAACAAAAAGUGCUUAUGAUCCACGUUUAAUGUUAGAUCCUCCAGAUGGUGGUGGACUUUUUGAUAAGGGGACAUUUGAUGAAAUUAUGAGUGGAUGGGCAAAAACAAUAAUUGCUGGGAGAGCACGUUUAAGAGGACUUGCUGUUGGUGUUUUGGCUGUGGAAACACGAACGGUGGAAUGUGAAAUACCUGCUGAUCCAGCUACGCAAGAUUCUCAGGCUAAAUGUGUGCUACAAGCUGGUCAAGUUUGGCAUACUGAUUCGGCAUUUAAGACAGCAGAAGCAAUAAACGAUUUCAAUCAUGAAGGACUUCCUCUAAUCAUAUUAGCAAAUAUUCGAGGAUUUAGUGGUGGACAAAAGGAUAUGUUUGAAAUGGUACUAAAAUUUGGUGCUUGGAUAGUUGAUGCUUUACAAACAUAUACCCAACCAGUAAUAAUUUAUUUACCUCCCUUUGGCGAACUUCGUGGUGGUGCUUGGGCAGUAUUAGAUACACAAAUAAACCCAACAUGCAUAACAAUGUUAGCAGAUUCUAAUAGUCGUGGAGGUGUUUUGGAAGCAAAUGGGAUAGUUGAAAUAAAAUUUAGAGAGAAAGAUUUGUGUGUUUUACUUGGAAAAUGUGAUGAAAAAACGAAAAAAUUGGAAGAAGAAUUGGCUAAAAAUAAUAAAAAUAAAAAUUUUAAUGAAGAAAAGAAAAAAGAAUUGCAACAAGAAUAUGAGAAACGUAAAGAAAAACUUUUACCUGUAUGUAGAGCUGCUGCAGUUAAAUUUGCUGAUUUGCAUGAUACUACUGCUAGAAUGCUUGCUAAAGGGGCUAUACAUGACGAAGUAGCUUGGCAAAAUACUCGAAAUUAUUUUUACAAUUUACUCUGUGUACAAUCAAUUAAAAUGGAGAUGGCUAAAAAUUAUUUAUCUGCUUGUUCAAUUUCAACAACAAAUUUGUCUUCAUUUACAAUAGACGAGUUAGAAAAAGGGUGUAAAUGGGUAGAUAAACAUUUGGCUGAAACUUCAAUUUUAAUAAGAAGAGAAAUAAAUUUAAAAGAGAAGCCGUCAAUGGAUUAUUCUAAACGAACACGUUUUGAAUAUUUUUUUGAACAAAUUAUGGAAUAUUCUAAUGGAAAAGAAUUUUUACAAGUAUUGGAACAAAUUAAGGCAGAUACACUUUUAAAGCAACUUAAAUUGGUUACUGGUAAUUUAGAGCAGAGAGAACGCUUUGUUGCAGCAUUAUUAGAGAGGGAUUGA
Messenger RNA from Meloidogyne enterolobii, 1992 nucleotides. The record is from the annotation of a GenBank genome assembly. Lineage: Eukaryota; Metazoa; Nematoda; Chromadorea; Rhabditida; Meloidogynidae.